This is a messenger RNA of Mytilus trossulus (common blue mussel), 3982 nucleotides long. Its product is annotated as mucin-2-like. The coding region runs from base 1 to 3939 and encodes 1312 amino acids. The transcript is spliced from 14 exons. The record is from RefSeq and is a predicted model, not a curated record. NCBI's taxonomy places the organism in Eukaryota, Metazoa, Mollusca, Bivalvia, Mytilida, Mytilidae.
AUGUCGUAUAAACGUACUUGCACGAACCCAGCACCAGCCUACGAGGGAGCUUACUGUUCCGGUUCAGACACUAAAUCAGAGUCUUGUAACACUCACAAUUGUCCAGUUAAUGGGGGAUGGGGCGGUUGGAGUUCGUCAUCUAGUUGCUCUGCUACCUGCGGUGGUGGAUCCAUGUCGUAUAAACGUACUUGCACGAACCCAGCACCAGCCUACGAGGGAGCUUACUGUUCCGGUUCAGACACUAAAUCAGAGUCUUGUAACACUCACAAUUGUCCAGUAAAUGGUGGUUGGAGCGGUUGGAGUGUAUCUGUCGAUUGUACUGCUUCAUGCGGUGGUGGAACAAUAUCAUAUAAGCGUACUUGCAACAACCCAGCACCAGCCUACGAGGGAGCUUACUGUUCCGGUUCUGACACUAAAUCAGAGUCUUGUAACACUCACCAUUGUCCAGUUAAUGGUGGUUGGAGUGGUUGGAGUACGUCAUCUAGUUGUACUGCUACCUGUGGUAGUGGAUCAAUAGCAUAUACACGUACCUGCACCAACCCAGCACCAGCCUACGAGGGAGCUUACUGUUCCGGUUCUGACACUAAAUCAGAGUCUUGUAACACUCACAAUUGUCCAGUUAAUGGUGGAUGGAGCGAUUGGACUGCGUCCAGUUGUACUGCUGCCUGUGGUGGUGGAACAAUGUCAUAUUCACGUACUUGCAACAAUCCAGCACCGGCCCACGAAGGGGACGAUUGUUCCGGUUCGAUCACUAAAUCAGAGUCAUGUAAUACUCAGAGUUGUCCAGUAAAUGGUGGAUGGAGUGAUUGGACAUCAUGGACUGCAUGUUCGCUCGAUUGUGGUGGUGGAACACGAAGAAAGACACGAACAUGUACACAACCAGCGCCAGCGCAUGAUGGAUUGGAAUGUAGUGGUGACAGCUCAGCUUCGCAGUCCUGCAAUACUCAUUUCUGUCCAAUAAACGGUAGAUGGUCUGAUUGGUCACCUUGGGACACGUGCUCUGUGACAUGUGGUGUAGGAAGACAAACAAAGACAAGAUCAUGCACCAAUCCAGCUCCAGAUCAUGGCGGGGAGGAUUGUGGUAAUGAUGACUCAGCAACACAAGCUUGUACUAAACAGGAAUGUCCAUUAAACGGUAGAUGGUCUGAUUGGUCACCUUGGGACACGUGCUCUGUGACAUGUGGUGUAGGAAGACAAACAAAGAUAAGAUCAUGCUCCAAUCCAGCUCCAGAUCAUGGCGGGGAGGAUUGUGGUAAUGAUGACUCAGCAACACAAACUUGUACUAAACAGGAAUGUCCGAUAAAUGGUAGAUGGUCUGAUUGGUCACCUUGGGACACGUGCUCUGUGACAUGUGGUGUAGGAAGACAAACAAAGACAAGAUCAUGCUCCAAUCCAGCUCCAGAUCAUGGCGGGGAGGAUUGUGGUAAUGAUGACUCAGUAACACAAGCUUGUACUAAACAGGAAUGUCCAAUUGAUGAAUGUGAUGGAAUAACUUGCAAAAAUGGUGGUAGUUGCAUAACUGGUAUCUGUCUAUGUCCGUCGUCAUAUACAGGCGAAGUUUGUGAGUUGGAAGUUAUAAAUGGGGAAUGGAGCGACUGGUUAAUGUCUAUUACGUGUAGUAGAGAAUGCGGAGGUGGCAUUGUUACAUAUGACAGAACUUGUACGAAUCCUGCUCCGACCAAUGGUGGUGCUCAUUGUACUGGGAUCAGAACAAAAGAAGAACCUUGUAACAUGCACGAUUGUCCAGCUCGAACUACUACAAUUAAAAUAUUAAUGUCCACAACAACCAAUCGAAUGCAACCAUCGAGUACCCGUGAUCACUAUGAAGAUCCUACAGGAAUGCAUGCCUCAACAACUAAUGGAUUGUCGCCCACACUUACUUCAAGAGAUACAUAUGUACGUUCCACUGUACCAUCCUUAGGAAUAUCGGAACAUUCGACAACAAAGGAUUCCCAUUUCGAAAAGACAGGACCAACUCGUGAUAUGUCGGAUCAAUCGACAACUAGGGAUCCCCAUUUCAAUCAAACAGGGCCAACCCAUGGUAUGUCGAAACAAUCGACUACUAGGGAUCCCAAUUUUAAUCAGACAGGACCAACUCUAGGUAUGACUGAACAAUCAACUACUAGGGAACCCCAUUUUAAUCAAACAGGACCAUUUCGUGAUAUGUCGGAACAAUCAACUACUAGGGAUCCCCAUUUCAACCAGACAGGACCACCUCGUGAUAUGUCGGGACAAUCGACUACUAGGGAUCCCCAUUUCAAUCAGACAGGAUUAACUCAUGGUAUGUCUAAUCAAUCGACUACUAGGGAUCCCCAUUUCAAUCAAACAGGACCAACCCAUGGUAUGUCGAAACAAUCGACUACUAGGGAUCCCCACUUUAAUCAGACAGGACCAACUCGUGGUAUGUCGGAACAAUCGACUACCAGAGAUCCGUUUAUAGAUCUAACAGGUCAAUCCCUCGGAAUGUCAAAACAUUCGACCACAAGAAAUUCCCAUUUCGACCAGACAGGACCAACUCGGGGAAUAACGGAACAAUCAUCCACCAGGGAUCCUUAUUUCAAUCGGACAGGACUACCUCGUGAUAUGUCGGAACAAUCAACUACUAGGGAUCCCCAUUUCAAUCAGACAGGACCCACUCAUGGUAUGUCGAAUCAAUCGACUACUAGGGAUCCCCAUUUCAAUCAGACAGGACCAACUCAUGUUAUGUCGAAUCAAUCGACUACUAGGGAUCCCCAUUUAAAUCAGACAGGACCAACUCAUGGUAUGUCGAAACAAUCGACAACUAGGGAUCCCCACUUUAAUCAGACAGGACCAACUCGUGGCAUGUCGGAACAAUCGACUACCAGAGAUCCGUAUAUAGAUCUAACAGGUCAAUCUCUCGGAAUGUCUAAACAUUCGACCACAAGAAAUUCCCAUGUCGAUCAGACAGGACCAACUCGAGGAAUAUCGGAACAAUCAACCACCAGGGGUCCUAAUUUCAAUCAGACAGGACCAACUCGAGGAAUAUCGGAACAAUCAACCACCAGGGAUCCCCAUUUCAAUCAGACAGGAACAAGUCGAGGAAUAUCGGAACAAUCAACCAGCAGGGAUCCCCAUUUCAAUCAGACAGGACCAUCUCGGGGAGUAACUGAACAAUCGACUACUAGGAACCCACGUUUCAAUCAGACAGGACCAACUCGUGGAAUGUCAGAAACAUCAACCACCAGAGGUCCUCAUUCAGAUCAUACUGAAUCAACUCGAGGAAUGUCAGCAACAUCGACCACCAGAGGUCCUCAUUCAGAUUCUUCGGGACCAACUCGAGGAAUGUCAGUAACAUCGACCGACAGAGGUCCUCAUUCAGAUCCUAUGGGACCAACUCAAGGAAUGUCAGCAUCAUCGACCGCCAGAGGUCCUCAUUCAGAUUCUUCGGGACCAACUCGAGGAAUGUUGGCAUCAUCGACCGCCAGAGGUCCUUAUUCAGAUCCUACGGAGCCAACUCGAGAAAUGUCAGCAUCAUCGACCGCCAGAGGUCCUCAUUCAGAUCCUACGGGACCAACUCGAGGAAUGUCAGAAACGUCGACCACCAGAAAUCCUCGUUCAGAUCCUACGGGACCAACUCGAGGAAUGUCAGCAUCAUCCACCGCCAGAGCUCCUCAUUCAGAUCCUACGGGACCAACUCGAGGAAUGUCAGCAUCAUCGACCGCCAGAGGUCCUCAUACAGAUCCUACAGGACCUACUCGAGGAAUGUCAGCAUCAUCGACCUGGGAUCAACAUUCUAAUACGACAAGCUCAACAGAAGGAACAGGUUCAACAACAAACAAUGGAAUUUCUACAACGACAACGAUUGCAACAGCUGAAGUACAACUAGAACCUGAUUUUAACAGCGACUGUAUGAUUCUGCUUGGAAAUUGGAAAUUGGUUGCAAUGUUGUCGACACUAUUGGCCGUGCUUAUAAUAUAAAACAGUUACAGAAUAAAACAAUUAUUAUCAUAUUUCUAUCUUA